AACCCGACAUGGGUCCAGGAAAAUCUUUGCAUCUCCAUUUACCAUCAACCAGUCAUGAGGUCUCUGGUCUUUGCUCUGCUCCUAGGAGCCGUGUUUGCCACUGAGGAUGACAAAAUUGUUGGAGGGCGAGAGUGCACGCCUCAUUCUCAGCCCCAUCAGGUGUCACUGAACUCUGGAUAUCACUUCUGUGGUGGCUCCCUUGUCAACGAAAACUGGGUUGUGUCUGCUGCUCACUGCUACAAGUCCAAAAUGGACAUUGUCCUUGGGGAUCACAACCGCUGGUUCAUGGAUGGCAAUGAACAGAUCAUUCCCGCUUCCCGCGUGAUCCCUCAUCCCAACUACGAGUCUUGGCUGGUCAACAAUGACAUCAUGCUGAUCAAGUUGAGCAAACCUGCCACCAUCAACCAGUACGUGCAGCCUGUGGCAUUGCCCAGUAGUUGUGCCCCCGCUGGCACCAUGUGCACAGUCUCUGGAUGGGGUGUGACCAUGAACUCCUCUGCUGAUAGUAACAAGCUGCAGUGCCUGAAUAUCCCCAUCCUGUCUGUUGAGGACUGUGACAACUCCUACCCCGGCAUGAUCACUGAGGCCAUGUUCUGUGCUGGAUACCUGGAGGGGGGCAAGGACUCCUGCCAGGGUGACUCUGGUGGUCCUGUUGUGUGUGAUGGUGAGCUGCAGGGUGUUGUGUCCUGGGGCUUCGGGUGUGCAGAGAAGAACCACCCUGGUGUCUAUGCCAAGACUUGCAUAUUCACAGACUGGCUGCAGAGCACCAUGGCUACUUACUGAGACCGGUCCAAUCAUACCUGUGUUACAAAUGAUUCUAUACUGUCUCAAUAAAACUCUGACUGUUGUAAUAGAGAUUGAAAUAAAACAGUGUGACACCUA
Dicentrarchus labrax (European seabass) is the source of this 882-nucleotide messenger RNA. RefSeq names its product trypsin-2-like. Lineage: Eukaryota; Metazoa; Chordata; Actinopteri; Moronidae. The record is from RefSeq and is a predicted model, not a curated record. Bases 55 to 783 code for a protein of 242 amino acids. Gene Ontology annotation, biological process: proteolysis. The transcript has 6 exons. Gene Ontology annotation, molecular function: serine-type endopeptidase activity.